UGGUUGCAUGUUUUGCUGACACUUGAGCAUGAGUGAACAUUUAUAAUUAUCGCCGUGGUGAAUUGGCAAUUGCCUGCGACGCAGAAUAAAAGCAAAGGCAGCUGAAGAUAAUGGUCAGUAGCAAAGCUAAGAGGAAGACAGCGGAACCUGUUGCGCGAGCGCAGCUUAAAAGUAAAACUUCCAUGCAGAUGCUGAACAAAUGAAGAAAUUUGUUUAAUUCCGACGGGAAAUCAAUAGACUCAAGAAACAAACUUGCUUUUGCCAUGGCCAAAUCAAAUCAGUGACAACAACGCCACAUACAAACAAAGAAAUAACAAGUUAAAAAGCUGAUCAUGAUUCAGUUACGCCUGCGCACAGUCAUACUGUUAUUGCUGCAGUUGUUCGCUUUGGUCAGCACUGAAUACGUUUAUGGCGAGCCCGAGUAUAAAUGUCCCAAGAAACCUCAAGUCUUAUACCCCUGCUUAUGUGUAAAGGGCAGCGACGAUGGCCUCUUUGUCCGCUGCGAGAAUACCAACUUGGCCACGCUUGCAGUGGCCCUACAAAACUUGGCAUCUCUGGAGUUGCCAGUGGAGGAGCUAACCAUCUACAAGGGACAUUUCGUGCGCCUCUUUGGACCCCUUUUUGCUCAUAUCAAGGCGCGUGUGUUAAUCAUUGAGGAGACACCGCUUGCCACUAUUGAAGAUUAUGUAUUUUAUGGCAUGAACAAUACAUUGGAGCACCUUCACUUGAUACACACGAAUCUCAGUCAAGUUGGUCCGUUGGGCUUUGGCAUAUUGGGCAAGACGAGUCAGAUUGUAAUUGAUGGACAUGCUUUUGAACAACUGCCCAAGGAUCUCUUUCUUGGUCAGGAAAUAAGCAACAAACUUGAAAUUAUGCGGCUCACAAAUGGACGCUUAAGUGAUUUGCCCGUGGAAACAUUUCAACCUCUUCGCAAGUUGAAGACUUUGGACUUGCAUGGUAAUCAACUGGAAAACCUGAAACGCAAUCAGUUUAAAAAUUUACGUGAACUGGAGUUUCUGGAUAUAAGUCACAAUAAAAUCAAGAAAUUGGAGGCUCAACAUAUUUCUGAUCUGACAAAACUUGGCUGGUGCAAUGUAUCUCAUAACGCCCUAAACGAGUUGAGUCGUGGCGCCUUUGCCAGGAACUCAGUACUCAAAGUACUUCAUUUAUCCCACAAUAAUAUUGCCAAAUUGGAUGCAAACAGUUUUAGAGGUAUGCGAUUUCUGCGUCGUCUAUUUCUGAGUGAUAAUGUCAUUACGGAUGUCGGACGUGGAACAUUUGGAUCAGUGGCACGCAUCGGAACUAUUGACUUGGCCCGCAACAAGCUUAAGAAGAUUGAGUAUCAGAUGUUCACACAAAUGAAUUAUGUAGAGCUACUCGAUUUGGCGGAGAACAAUAUAACUAAAAUUGAGAAGAACUCAUUCAAGGACAUUUACCAAGCAGUCAUCAAUGUGUCGCAUAAUGCCUUAGAACUUAUUGAAACGGCCGCCUUUGAGAACUGUGUCAAUAUCACUGUCCUGGAUCUGUCCCAUAAUCGUCUGACAAACUUUUCCCGUCGUAGCUUUGAUGAAACGACCUUUGCCUCCGAGUUUCAGCUUAGCUUUAAUAGCUUGACUAAUCUUGCCCAUAUUCCUAUACAAAACAUGUCUGGUCUGCGUGUGCUGAAUGCGUCACACAACAGUAUCACCGAAAUACCCAAGAACUGUUUCCCCAAGCUGUACGAACUGCAUACAAUUGAUGUGUCGCAUAACAACAUCUCCGUCAUAUUCAAUGGCGUAUUUCAAACACUGUUCUCUCUGCGAUCUAUCAAUCUGGCCCAUAACAGUAUGCAGGAGAUUAGAUCUUCAACAUUUGGCACCUUGCCAACCCUGCUGGAGAUGGAUCUCAGUCAUAAUAAGCUGGUUAACAUAGUGCGUGGCUCGCUGGCCAAGUUGACAAGCAUGAGACAACUUUAUCUGAACAAUAAUCAGCUUGAAAAGUUAUUCCAACUACCGAUUUCGUUAAAUGAGCUUUAUUUAAGCCAUAACAACAUACGCUCCAUACCAGCGGGUACUUGGCCUGUUAUGAAUGCACUUAUAUACUUGGAUCUAAGUAAUAAUCAGAUCGGAGAUAGCUUGGAUGCAAAUAGCUUUACGGGAUUACUUGUGGUGCAGCGUCUUCUGCUGCAGAGCAAUGGAAUUAGCAAGCCUCCAUUGGAAGCCAUCGCUGUCAUGUCAACGCUGCAGUAUCUCUACUUGCAACACAACAACAUAAGUGUAUUGGAGAAAAGUGCAUUUGGAAAGCUGCCAGUUCUGUUUGAGCUCAACCUGUACGACAAUCAGGUUGCAGACAUAAGUAAACGUGCUUUUGACGGACUUCUGCAGCUGCUAAAGCUCAAUCUGUCAUCGAAUGGAAUCCAACAGCUGCCAAAUGAUAUUUUCAUUGGAUUACCUUCAUUACGUUCACUGGAUUUGUCGCACAAUUUGCUUUCAAAACUGGACAACAAAACACACGGCGUGUUGGAUGACUUGCUCAGUCUGGAGACACUCAACUUGAGUCACAAUCGCAUUAGUUUUGUCACCAAGAAAACUUUCCCUUCACAUCAGUAUAUACCAUACAAUUUGAAGUACCUGGACCUGAGCUACAAUCAAAUGCCGGUGCUGACCUAUGACAUAACCUUUGGCACUAAGAAGCUUUUGCAGCUGAAUGUCUCCCACAAUCAAAUCAACGAAUUGCGACGCGGUGUCAUAUCAAAUUUUACAUCUCUGCAACAGCUGGACAUUUCCUACAAUGAGCUGACAAAUCUGAUGUCCGAAGAGCAUGUUUUCGAACUGCCUAAGAAUCUGAGCAGUCUGAUUAUGUCGAAUAAUCAAAUUUAUCAUUUACCGUUUGUCAAUCUGGCAAAGACGCAGUCAUUGAAGUAUGUUGAUCUGAGAAACAACAGUCUGGAGGACUUUCCGGUCUCGUUGAUACGCACCAUGGGGAAUGGCAGCCGAGUGUUGCUCUCCAAUAAUCCGCUAAAUUGCGGUUGUAAUGCCAGGCCCUUGAAGCAUCAUAUGUUACAGCAGACGGAGCCUAGCGAGGAUUUGCGUAAUGUGACUUGCCAGACACCCGCACAGCUUGAGACGCAGCAUCUGUUGGAGGUGAAUGAUGAGUAUCUGAACUGCAGAGAAGACGAAAUGGAGCUCUACAGCGGCAGCGACUACGAGCAUCUGACUGAUGUGCGUUUUCGUGAGGUGAAAACCAAUAAAGCGGGCAAUCUAACACUGAGCUGGUUUGUCUCUGCCAUAGCGGAUGUGGCUGACUUUAAUGUGUAUGUAAGAAGCAGCAGCAACGAGGUGUUGCACCAGUCCGACUAUGCCUACAACCAGCGAACGGCACAGAUUCCCAUUUCAGACCUGCUAAAGCAUGGCGAGGAUAAAUUGAAUGCUGCAGAGAUCUGCAUUGUGACCCGGGAUAGCGAUGGAAACACUCGGCCAUGGUUUGCCGGCCAAUGUCAAGCAUUGCCCUCACUUAAAUUGCCCAGAACCUUCUUUUUUGGCAACUUUAAUGUAAGAAGCUCAGGCAAUGCCACAAAGUCACCCAUAACCUGUGUUUUGUAUAUAGCUUUAGCGUUAUUUGUUGCCGUUAUACAAAAUGUUCAUUAAAUAAAUUUAUGUAAGCUCGUAAGAGUAUCAAACCGAAA
Drosophila innubila is the source of this 3664-nucleotide messenger RNA. RefSeq names its product toll-like receptor 3 (gene conv). The transcript is spliced from 10 exons. Gene Ontology annotation, molecular function: protein binding. The record is from RefSeq and is a predicted model, not a curated record. NCBI's taxonomy places the organism in Eukaryota, Metazoa, Arthropoda, Insecta, Diptera, Drosophilidae. The coding region runs from base 333 to 3626 and encodes 1097 amino acids.